ACUCGUUUGAGUUGACCACUCUUCGCCAGUGGCAGCACUCGUAUUCCCACUUCCAAGUUCACAACAAGCGUGGUGAGUCUGUCCUGUCACCUGAUCACCAUCAGAACCUGAUUACGCUUCCACAACUCCCUAAGGCAAUUACCCCGAAAAACAUCGUGUAGCCUACAGAAGAACAAGAUUUCACUACAGUAGAAACACCGCUGCCAUUUCUAAUGUCAGAUAAACCAGCGCCACCGCUGAAGGCGGAAAGAAAGAAGUGCUGGGACGCACGUGACCUCUUCUGGAAAUGUCUCGACGAAAACGGCGGAGAUAGUGGAAAAUGCAAACAGUGGCGGAAAGGGUAUGAGGAGGCGUGCCCCGCGUCAUGGGUUACCCACUUUGACAGAAAAUGGAAGUUUGACAAAUACAAGCAAAAACUGGAAACUGAGGGAUACGAACCAAUAACGGAUUCAAAAGCAACAUGACAGGCCACUAUCUAGAGGCAUUUUAUACAUGUUAUUUCGUUUAACAAUGAUUUACGUCGACGUUGUAUUGCAAACUUUAUGAUUCCACCAGAAACAAUUCAUUCAGAUUCCAUGCAAGAAAAUUAUGCCAUGUAAUUUUAGCAAAUCAGCAUCAUUUAUUUACCUGGAAUUACACUUGAACAAGUUGUGAUAAUACAAUUGUUGGAGUAACUAAUUUGACUAAAGCCCUACAGUCUUGAAUAUUGUAAAUUAUAAGAAACAAGAAAUAAACUAGUUUAUGACAUAAGA
Messenger RNA from Priapulus caudatus, 752 nucleotides. RefSeq names its product cytochrome c oxidase assembly factor 6 homolog. Gene Ontology annotation, biological process: respiratory chain complex IV assembly. The coding region runs from base 213 to 464 and encodes 83 amino acids. The transcript has 4 exons. The record is from RefSeq and is a predicted model, not a curated record. Gene Ontology annotation, cellular component: respiratory chain complex IV; mitochondrion. NCBI's taxonomy places the organism in Eukaryota, Metazoa, Priapulida, Priapulimorpha, Priapulimorphida, Priapulidae.